GACCAGACUACAGGAAGGCAAUACAGUCGAUGAGCUCUUAGGAGCUAACACAUUUCUCAGAUUUUAGGGGAUCCCACCAUUCAACAGUCAAGAUGGCUCGGGAUAUGUCAGAUAAGGACAUCUUGAAAAUGGAACUGGAACAGUUGAAGAAGGAAGUUAACACAGCUAGGACACCAGUGGCUGCAAACUGCGCAGAGACUGUUUCCUUUGUUGAGGCACUGGUACCAAAUGAUCCGCUGAUUAAGGGUGUUUCAGAUGACAAGAACCCCUACAAGGGAGACAAGGGAGGCUGCAUAGUAACAUAGCACAAAGAC
Molecule: messenger RNA, 314 nt
Organism: Perca flavescens (yellow perch)
Lineage: Eukaryota; Metazoa; Chordata; Actinopteri; Perciformes; Percidae
Gene: gngt2b
Product: guanine nucleotide binding protein (G protein), gamma transducing activity polypeptide 2b
Exons: 3
Coding region: 93-305 (70 amino acids)
Biological process (GO): G protein-coupled receptor signaling pathway
Cellular component (GO): heterotrimeric G-protein complex
Molecular function (GO): G-protein beta-subunit binding
Source: RefSeq, a predicted model, not a curated record